Aspergillus terreus NIH2624 is the source of this 1098-nucleotide messenger RNA. RefSeq names its product 3-isopropylmalate dehydrogenase LEU2 (gene leu2A). The coding region runs from base 1 to 1098 and encodes 365 amino acids. The record is from RefSeq and is a predicted model, not a curated record. Gene Ontology annotation, cellular component: cytosol. The transcript is spliced from 6 exons. NCBI's taxonomy places the organism in Eukaryota, Fungi, Ascomycota, Eurotiomycetes, Eurotiales, Aspergillaceae. Gene Ontology annotation, molecular function: magnesium ion binding; 3-isopropylmalate dehydrogenase activity; NAD binding. Gene Ontology annotation, biological process: L-leucine biosynthetic process.
AUGCCUUCCUAUAACAUUGUCGUCUUCGCCGGAGACCAUUGCGGUCCUGAGGUGACCGCCGAGGCCAUCAAGGCGCUCCGUGCUAUUGAGAAGUCCCGCAAUGAUCUCACCUUCAACCUCCAAGACCACCUGUUGGGCGGUGCGUCCAUUGAUGCUACCGGCUCUCCCUUGACCGACGAGGCACUCAACGCUGCUAAGAACGCCGAUGCCGUUCUUCUGGGAGCCAUCGGAGGCCCUAAAUGGGGCACCGGCGCCGUCCGCCCCGAACAGGGUAUCCUGAAGCUUCGCAAGGAGAUGGGCACAUUCGGCAACCUGCGUCCGUGCAACUUCGCGGCGCCCUCGCUGGUCGAGAGCUCGCCGCUGCGCGCGGACGUGUGCCGUGGCGUCGACUUCAACAUCAUCCGUGAGCUGACGGGCGGCAUCUACUUUGGCGAGCGCAAGGAGGACGACGGCAGCGGCUACGCGAUGGACACGGAGCCUUACUCGCGUGCCGAGAUCGAGCGCAUCACCCGGCUCGCGGCACACCUCGCCCUCCAGCACAACCCCCCGCUCCCCGUGUGGAGUCUGGACAAGGCCAACGUGCUGGCCACCAGCCGUCUGUGGCGCAAAACCGUCUCCGAGGUCAUGGCCAAGGAGUUCCCCCAGCUGAAGAUCGAGCACCAGCUCAUCGACUCCGCCGCCAUGAUCAUGGUCAAGAACCCCCGCCAGCUCAACGGUAUCGUUGUCACCAGCAACCUCUUCGGUGAUAUCAUCUCCGACGAGGCCAGCGUCAUCCCCGGCUCCCUCGGUCUGCUGCCCAGCGCCAGCUUGAGCGGCAUCCCCGACGGCAAGAGCAAGGUCAACGGUAUCUACGAGCCUAUUCACGGAUCCGCCCCCGACAUCGCCGGAAAGGGCAUCGUCAACCCCGUCGCUGCUAUCCUCUCGGUCGCCAUGAUGAUGCAGUACUCCUUCGGUCUCUUCGAUGAGGCCCGCGCCAUCGAGGCCGCCGUCCGCAACGUCAUCGAGUCUGGUGUCCGGACUGGCGAUAUCGGCGGUUCUUCCACCACCAGCCAGGUUGGUGAUGCCGUGGCUGCCGAGUUGGAAAAGCUGUUGAAGUAA